Molecule: messenger RNA, 1743 nt
Organism: Chara braunii
Lineage: Eukaryota; Viridiplantae; Streptophyta; Charophyceae; Charales; Characeae
Source: the annotation of a GenBank genome assembly
CCAUACUCUGUUUGGGAUUUCUUAUCUACGUACCCUUUUGUCGCCGAUUUGCACAGCAGACCAUAGCAUUGCUUCUUGGGUACACAGCCUUUCGUCGCCGAUUUGCACAACAAACUUUUCCAUAUAUGGAUCCUGGCUCCCGGGGAACAGCAAAGGGUGAGCAGGGGGACGUGAAGAUGAUCGAUCGGGAGGGAGGGGGCGAAAUCUGCCCCCCGGAAGGGAGGGGGGAGCAGAGAAGACCAUCGAGAUUGGAACAGCUGGAAAGGGAGCAGCGGGCGAUCUUGGGAAGUAAGGAGGAAGGGAGGUGUCGGGAAGGGCUGGAAGGCGGGGGGGGAGGGUCGGGGGAAAGGAAAUCUGGGCCACGAGGAGGCCAGCAGACAAAGGAAGAGGUGCUGAAGGGAGAGAGAGCGGAGCGAGAGGGGCCGCAGCAGAGAGGGGGGGGAGGAGAGGAGGGGAUAAGACAUGAGAAAGGGGAGGAGACGGGGGAAAGCAACAGGAGGGAGGUAAGUAGGGAGGGGGAGGAGGAGGGAACAGAGAAAGGGCGACAUGAAGAAGGGAGGGAAGAGGAGGAGGCGGAUAAACAGGGGCAGUCACCACGGGAAACCCUAUUGAUUGGAGGGAUGAAACGGAGACCACAGGGAACGAAAAGACCAAGACUGAGACGAAAGAGCAGACAACGAGAGGGGAAGGUGGGGAAUGGAAGAAAAGGGAAACAAGUGGUGAUGUCCUCCUCCGAACACAGCCCGUCCCCGAAGAGGUGCAGAGAAGAGACGGAGAAGGGAGUGCUGCCAUUACCCACGGAGGGGGAGCUGCAGGAGAUUUUUGGGGAGAGCCGAUCGAUCUUAGGUGUACCAAGGAGACGAGGAACCAGGGAGAAGGGAUCUCACCAGGGGUACAAAACGGGGAGAUUUGAGGGAGAGGAGUCAACCGAACUACAGGAAAUGGAGGAAAAGAGGGGGGGGAGCGGAACAGUGGAGGAUGCAGCGGCUGGAGCGGCGGAGCCCACUGAGACAGAUGAAAGAUCGUUGGAAUACCUGGGGGAAGACCCAGGGGGGGGGACAAAGGGGAUGGAACAGGAAGCAGCGUGGGGAUCAGGAGGGGAACCGGGUCAGGAGGGAACAGCCGAGUUGAAGAAGUGGGGGAGGGGUCGAGAAGAGAUGCCAGGAGCGAGACGGGCUGUUGGGGAGGAGGGGGUGGCGAGAGGAACAGACUGGCGGGCACACACAAUGACACCCCAGCAGGGGUGAUGGACCAAGAGGUGCGAAGAGGGGGAAGAGAGCGAUCAGCAACAGCCUCACAGAGGGAUGCAGGCUCGACGGCGGGCCGGCGACAGUCAGAUCAAGCAAGCCAGCAGCGAUACCCGAACAGGCGCUCGAGAAGAUCCAGAGUGUCGGUUAGUGUGACAUCCGCGGGGGAGUCGGCGCGAAGAAAUGGAGGAGCAAGGGGGAGAGGUCGUGGGUGAGGGGGGGAGGGGACGAGGAUAGCCGGAGCAAGGGUUGUGGGCUCUCUGGGAGAAGAGAGAGGAGGGGGGGGGGGGGGAAAUCACCGUCGUACCAGUUACAACUAGAUAGCGAGAGGGUAGGGUAGAUAUGGUAGUGGAAAAGUCAUUUAGGGUGGCUUCGGUGAACGUCGGCGGAUUGAGGGAGAGAUCAAUUAGAUGGAAGACUAGACAACUUAGACAAAUUGUGGAUAGGGAAAAAAUACAUGUAUUAUGUAUACAGGAAACAAAGCUCAAAGAAGAGC